Molecule: messenger RNA, 1591 nt
Organism: Ilex paraguariensis (yerba mate)
Lineage: Eukaryota; Viridiplantae; Streptophyta; Magnoliopsida; Aquifoliales; Aquifoliaceae
Source: the annotation of a GenBank genome assembly
GUAUCAUUCACAUAGUUUACUUUCUCCGUGGUCAAAAUUAAGAUUAUAUUUGUGGAGUCUUCUGGAUAUUUUCGAACUUUGGUUCAAAAAUUCAAUAUAAUUUUGUAUUGGUAAGCGUUUUGCUUUAAUUGAGUUGGAAACUAUAUUGAGGGGUAAGAGCAAAAGUAAUCUGAUUUAGUAAUUGAGGAUGGGAAGGUCAUGCUUUUCAAAGUGUAGGGGAAGACUGAUGGGUUGGCUUCAGAUUAUGUUGGGAGGGCUUGUUAUAAUUGUGAGCCUAUCGAGUUUAUUUAGGUUUUACUCUGCUGGAUUUUUCGUACACAAUGAAGAUAUAUGCCGCCAUUUCUACAAUGUGAAGGAGGUUUAUGAGGGUUUUGAUAUACGAGCCCUGACGGCUCGGGUUGAAGAAGUUCUUUGUAAGAUGGACAGCUUGCAGACUAAGCUCGAAUCAACUGUGCAAGAAAUGGAGAAGGACACAGAGGGUUUGACUAAGACUAAAAUUUCCGGAUUGGAGCACAAGAGGUUUUUAGAGGAGGAGGUAAUUAGGCCUCUUUUUGAUGCCCACAUUGCUCUUAGACAGAUUAGAUUGCCCAAAAUUGAAGGGGUCAGAAACACGACUAUUAAGGAAGAGCCUUUGAUGAAUACUUUUGUGAUUGAGGAGAUUCGGAAGUACAUUACUCCAAAAGAGAACAGAGUUGGCAAGGUCAAUAUAUACGGAACAGGGAGGAUUUAUAACACGAUAGGGCACGCUUGUGUUUUAUUGAAGAAAGAGUUGGAAGAGUAUAUGGAUUAUGACAUUGGAUCUUACUGUAAAGACGAUUGGAAUUUGGCUCAAAAGCUAAUGAUUAAUGGGUGUGAUCCUUUGCCCAGGAGACGGUGCUUGACAAGGGCUUCUAAGCUCUACCAGAAGCCUUACCCUAUUAACGAGUCCCUAUGGAGAAUACCAGAUGGUAGAAAUGUUCGGUGGAGCAAUUAUCAGUGCAGGAACUUUGAGUGCUUAUCGAGCAAGAACCCCAAACGAGGUUAUUCAAAGUGUACUGGAUGUUUUGAAAUGGAGAAGGAAAACCUUAAAUGGAUCACUAACACCUCGCUUCCAACAGAUUUCCUCAUCAAAGAUAUUCUGGCAUUUAAGCCAGGGGAGGUAAGGAUCGGACUAGAUUUUGGUGUCGGUACAGGGACAUUUGCUGCACGGAUGAGAGAACAAAACGUUACAAUUAUCUCAACUGCUCUGAAUCUUGGGGCUCCUUUCAAUGAAAUGAUUGCGCUUAGAGGUUUAAUUCCUUUGUAUGUGACAUUAAACCAACGCCUCCCAUUCUUCGACAACACCAUGGACUUGAUCCAUACAACUGGAUUUAUGGAUGGCUGGAUUGAUCUGCAAUUGAUGGAUUUUAUUCUAUUUGACUGGGAUCGUAUUUUAAGGCCAGGAGGCUUGUUGUGGGUUGAUCGUUUCUUUUGUAGCAGAAAGGAUCUGGAUGAUUAUAUGUACAUGUUUCUGCAGUUCAGGUACAAGAAACACAAGUGGGCUAUCUCUCCUAAAUCCAAGGAUGAAGUUUUCCUCUCUGCACUGUUAGAGAAACCUCCUAGAUCUUUGUGA